Molecule: messenger RNA, 1386 nt
Organism: Corapipo altera (White-ruffed manakin)
Lineage: Eukaryota; Metazoa; Chordata; Aves; Passeriformes; Pipridae
Gene: DHRS12
Product: dehydrogenase/reductase 12
Exons: 10
Coding region: 132-1103 (323 amino acids)
Source: RefSeq, a predicted model, not a curated record
GCGCUGCCGGUCCCUGGCUGCGGGGACGACCGGGCGGUGCCGCCCCUCGGCCCUUACCUAACGCGGGCAGGGCUGACCUUAUGUAAGGGCAGAGGCGGGGCCGGCACCGCUGUGGUGGAGGCAGCAGCGCCAUGUCCUGGUACCGCAACACCGUGUGGUUCGUGAAGGGGCUGCGGGAAUACACGAGGGGCGGCUACGAAUCUGCUUCCAAGCACUUCAAUCCAGCUGAUAUGGAGGUGGAUGUGUCUGGGAGAUCCUUCCUGGUCACCGGUGCAAACAGUGGCAUUGGCAAGGCCACAGCCAAGGAGAUAGCGAGGAGAGGUGGCACAGUUCAUCUGGUUUGCCGAAAUAAGGAACGGGCCGAGGUUGCCCAAGAAGAAAUAGUGACAGAAACGGGCAAUCAGAAUAUCUUCUUGCAUAUUGUGGAUAUAUCUAAUCCCAAGGAAGUAUGGAAGUUUGCUGAAAAAUUCAGAAAUGAACAUAAAUUAAAUGUGUUGAUCAACAAUGCAGGAUGUAUGGUGAAUAACAGAGAGUUAACUGAAGAUGGACUUGAAAAAAACUUUGCAACAAACACUUUGGGUACAUACAUCCUGACAACUGCCCUGCUGCCCCUCCUGGGAAAAGAAGCUGAUGCCAGAGUGAUAACUGUCUCUUCUGGGGGCAUGCUAGUUCAAAAAUUAAAUAUAUCUGACUUGCAGUCGGAAAAUGGGACAUUUGAUGGAACUAUGGUGUAUGCACAGAACAAGAGACAGCAAGUUGUCUUGACGGAACGGUGGGCAAAAGCUCACAGAAACAUCCAUUUCUCCGUAAUGCACCCCGGCUGGGCAGACACUCCAGCCGUGAGGUCGUCAAUGCCAGACUUCUACGAGAAGAUGAAGAACUCCCUGCGCACAGAGGCCCAGGGAGCUGACACUGUGGUAUGGUUGGCAGUAUCAGCUGAGGCAACCAAGUUACCGAGCGGCUUGUUCUUCCAAGACAGGCAGCCAGUCGCUACACACUUACCCCUGGCAAGCACCCACAGUCCACUGGAGGAUGAGGAGAAGCUAAUGGCAGUGCUGGAAGAGUUCUCCCAGAAUUUUAGAUCCAGUUCACCAGGAACUUAGUGUCACUCCUGACACAGUGUAAUGAUAAAGCUUCUAAUUAUACAGUAACACACCUGCUGUAGUACCCCUGCUGUUGAGGGGAAGUAGGAUGCCAUAGGCCUGUUAAAAAUGAAUUGGGUUCAGGUGUUCUCAUAAUGGGGGAGAAUGGUUCCUGUGUCAUUUUUUUCUGCUGCCGAGUCUGUCCUGCUGUGAAUAUGCACCUGCUGUCUCAAGACUCACUCAGGUUGUGUUCUUUGAAUUGGAAGAAAAAUUGGGAGGCAUUAAAAUAAAACCCAAGACUUUG